Messenger RNA from Thelazia callipaeda (thelaziosis nematode), 1134 nucleotides. The record is from the annotation of a GenBank genome assembly. NCBI's taxonomy places the organism in Eukaryota, Metazoa, Nematoda, Chromadorea, Rhabditida, Thelaziidae.
CUGUUUUUUAUCUCCCAAGUCUUUUGCCUUUUUUCAGCUAUCAUUCCGAUUACGGAUAAGAAUCGUUUUUUACUACCCUUGCAUUUUUCUGUGGAUCCUGGACCAGAUUUUACGUGGUGGAAUGAUGCAGAAGAUGCUGAAAUCGCAGCACGCAUUGAAUUAUCCGAGGCUGACAAGCUUGCAUUAAUUUGUGAAUAUAUGGAUAUUAUGAAGGUUCAGGUGCGUCGGUGCUCAUUUCGGCAUAAUUUAAAUGGAAGUAAAAUGUUAUGUGGUGAGGAAGGAAGAAAGUCUAUGACACUAUCGUGCGGUGAUGUUUUUGUUAGUAAAGAUCAUUCUUCAAGAUUGCUAAUCGAAAUAAUGCAACAAAUCAAAAAGCGAUUAAAAUUAGGGCGUAAAAAAAAGAACCAGUUGAAUAGUGUCGAAAAAGAAGUGACUGUAUUUGAUUUACGCUGUUCGAAUUUUGUUGUGGCUGCCCGUUUGCAUUGUCACGCUCAUCAAUAUAUGGAGCAUAUGGUCGAUAAUUAUUUAUGCUUGGCAAAGGAGCGUUUUGAACAGUCAAAAAAUGCUCCAGAAGCAAUUACUCGAGAGCGUGCGAGAAUGUCACGUUCAUUUAGUACUUCAUCGUUGCAAGUUUUGUGCAUUAAUAAACACUGCCAAAAGAGUGCUUCUCAGUCAACAAACUUCUUAUGCAACGAUUGUUUUGAGUAUCAAAAACAGUUGAUGGCUUCUUUUGGAUGCUCUCAACCGGGACAUUUGCGCUCACUCCGUUCAUGCUUUUCUACUACUAUGCGUGACAAAUCGGACUUCUCAUCAAGUAGAGAUAGUGCAAUAAAAUCGAAGACCAUGCCAUCUAUUGCUGUUUCAUUCAUGCCUUCUUCUCCAGAAAAUAAUGCAAAAUCGGGAAGUGAUCACGCUACUCCUAACCAAACAUCAAGCGCCGCGUUCGUUCCCUUUGUAGCUAAUAGUAGACAGUCAUCACUGUCUGGUUCAAAAUUUUUUGUAUCAAGAAACUGUGAAGAAAUUAUCCAUACGGUAGCUGUUCAUUACACACAUGCACCCUCGGAAGAUGUUACUACGAAGGUUUCAUCUAUUAAAGGUGCGAAUGGAGUAACGCAUUACUAUGUUUCGCAGUGA